Molecule: messenger RNA, 999 nt
Organism: Symbiodinium pilosum
Lineage: Eukaryota; Dinophyceae; Suessiales; Symbiodiniaceae
Source: the annotation of a GenBank genome assembly
AUGAUGAAAAGGCAGGCCUUCUUUGAAAGCAGCAUGCUGAAACUCGUGGUCCUCCUCCUGGCCGUGGGCAGCGCUGCCCCGCAGGAGAACGGAACUACUGCUGUGCUGGUUGAACUGGAUGGGAGCGGUCAGCCUUCGAUGGUUGCCGUGGCUAACGAUGGACCGUUCUCAAAACCUGCACCAAAGUAUGAUGAUGACGUCGAACAGGCCCUGGAAGCAGCAAACCUCACCAAGGGCGAGCGUGAGGAGGUGGAGAAGACUCUAGAUGAUUUUUUGAACAAGUCCAACAUCCCGCAGCGACAGGCUUCGUUAGUUCAGGCAUCCGGUCCUACACCUGGCCACACUGUAGCCCUGAAGAACCACACGGAGAUUGUCGCCAAGCGGGGCACGGACCCGAAGUUGAAGGCCCUCGAUGACCAGCAUGCGAAUCUUACGCACCUCGUCCAUGACCAGGCCGAAACUGUGGCGCACACUUCUGCGCACAUGAGCCGCAGCAAGGAGGACAUAGAUAGGCAGGCGAUGGAAGUCGACCGUGUUGCCGACCUCUACAACCAGUCACACACAGAAGCGAAAAAAGCUGAAGAUGCCUACAAGGCGCACCUGGUCGCCUUGGCCAUUGCAAAAAAAAGACGGGAUGAUCUUAAGCAGAAAGCAGAUGAUGCCCGCAAGACACUCGAGAAGGUGGUGCCAGAGUACAAUGCUGCCGAGUACCAGCUCAACAUCAUGAUGUCGCAGACGCCGUGGCUGAAGGACGAAGCGAGAAAAAAGGAAGCGGAAGAGGGCAAGCGUGCCGAAGAUCUCGAGAACACUGAAAACAAGAAGAAAGAGAUGCAGGACAAGUUGACUGGAGAUGAUAAGGCGCUCCAGGAUGCAAUUGCCAAGCUGAACAACCUCAAUGGUGAUCUCAAGCGAAUUGAGGACAGAAUAGAGCAUUGGAGCAGUGCGCCAGCUUUGGCGCCUCUGCCAGUGCUUCUGGCACUUCUGCUGUGCCAAGUCUGA